This is a messenger RNA of Marmota monax (woodchuck), 5716 nucleotides long. RefSeq names its product DENN domain containing 2B (gene Dennd2b). Lineage: Eukaryota; Metazoa; Chordata; Mammalia; Rodentia; Sciuridae. Gene Ontology annotation, biological process: positive regulation of ERK1 and ERK2 cascade. The coding region runs from base 1499 to 4969 and encodes 1156 amino acids. The record is from RefSeq and is a predicted model, not a curated record. The transcript is spliced from 21 exons.
UUAUUUUUAUAUGGUACUAAGGGUCAAAAUGCUUCACACAUGCUAGACAAGCGCUCUGCCACUGAGCUACAGCCCCAGCCUCCAGAUUAUUUUUUAACACUGACUUACUGAGCAGAUUUACCAUGAGCAGGGACAUAGAGAUUUUAGUUAGGGGAUGAGACUGAAAAGAUGGGCUGAGGUCAAAACUUAAAAGGGCCUGAAUCAUCCAGGACUUAAGGAAACACUACUCUUCUGAAAGCAGGAAAGGAACACAUUAGGUUUUGGUUUGUAGAAAAGAAGCUGUAAGAUCAUGUGGAGGACUGUAAGACCUCUGAAGUGGAAGGAAUCUAGUUUAUCUCUUUAGGUUUCACUACAGAGGUGAUAUUUAUUCUCUCAAAUUUCAUUUGGAAUGGAAGAUAGGGAAAUUGGGUGGGGGUCUGAACUCCAGAUUGCAGAAUUCCCUGGAGGCUUAGAACAGUGGUUUUCAGACUUGAAUAUGCACCAAACCUGGAGAGCUAGUUUUUGAUUUAAUAAGUCUGAAGUGGAGCCUGAGAAUUUGCGUUUUUAACAAAUUUGGAAAAUGCAGUGGUCUGUGGCACAGGGAUUGAACCCCGUAGAGCUUAACCACUGAGCCACAUCCUCAGCCUAAUUGCCUAAUCCCGGCUACUUGAGAGGCUGAGGCAGGAAGAUCGAGUGUCUGAGGCUAGCUUUGCCAAUAUAGAGAGGCUCUAAUCUGCCCCUCUAUCCCCCACAAAAGAGAAGGAAAAUGAAAGUAAGAAAAUUUGUAAUUGAUGCUGCUACUGUUGGUUAGGAACCUCACUUUGAGAACCACUCUUUAAGAGACUUGGCAGCUAAGAGGCAAAAGGAGGUUGAGAGCCAGAUGUUAAUUGGCGUUCUUCUACUAACCUAGAAUUUCAUGUCUGUUGAGUCUACGCUUCAGCAGUUGUUGGGUGGCUUGCCCUAUAACAUCCACAAAACCUGGUGAAGGUCUGUGCCCUUACUCACAGUGACUCUUCCCAUCACUUCCAGGCGAGGUUACCAGAUGUGUAUUUCUGAACAGCUGCUUUUCACAUUUUUGGAAAUAUACCCAUUGUGGGGCACUUUAUACCAUUAGGAUAGGUGACAUUUGUGCCAUGAAAAGUGACCCCCUCUUGUCCCCCGUCCUUGAGCAUAGCCUCCUGGUUGGCAAGGCUGUUUGAAGAACUGAAAGCAAGCCCAACAUUUCAGUUGUGUUCUUUUGAUUAGCCAAGUUUACACAGGACAUGCCUGGGAGAUUAUCUCUUUAGCGCAGGAGUUGAAUUUCAAGGGCAAAGUCCACAGUUGGCUGUUGAAAGGCUGAGAACACCUGGAAGAGAGGAUUUCAGUGCCUCUUCCCACAGAGGUCAAGUUUUCUACUUGUUGCUGCCCAAGCAGGCGACCUUGGGAUGUUUCUCUCUGAGCAGCAUGGCUCCAGGCACUGCCCUUUGCCUUCUACUUCAGUGGCUGCGGCUUCAGGGCUCUGGGUUUGCAGAGAGCCGAAAUGACCAUGACUGCCAACAAGAAUUCCAGCAUCACCCAUGGAGCCGGAGGCACUAAGGCUCCUCGGGAGACUCUGAGCAGGUCUCAGUCAGUCUCUCCACCUCCAGUUCUGUCCCCACCAAGGAGUCCCAUCUAUCCCCUCAGUGAUAGUGAAACCUCAGCCUGCAGGUACCCUACUCAUUCCAGCUCCCGAGUGCUUCUCAAGGACUGGCACCGCUGUGAUUCUUUACCCCGAGAUCCUCAAGAUCCUUCCCCAGAUACUUCUCCACCCAUCUGUCCUAUCAAGGCCACUAGCUCCAAUUAUUUGGACAGAAGCCCUUCAGUGUGCAAAAGAGAGAACCAGAAGGAGAAUGUCCAGUGUGCAGCCCAGGAUGUAGAGGGAGUAGCUGCUUGCCUCCCCCUUGCCCAGAGCACCCCAUUCCUAGGGCCAGCACUUGGCUCACGGAGUGUCUUGCUGACCCGCACUGGCACCCGUGCCCACAGCCUGGGCAUCCGGGAGAAGAUUUCAGCAUGGGAAGGUCGCCGAGAGACUUCGCCCAGGAUGAGCCUCUGUGGAGAGAAACGGGAGGCCUCUGGGGGUGAGUGGGUAGUCAGUGAGGGCUGCCCCAGCGUGGUGCCAUCCCCCUGCAGCUCAGAAAAGACCUUUGAUUUCAAGGGCCUCCGGAGGAUGAGCAGGACCUUUUCUGAGUGUUCCUACCCUGAGACCGAGGAAGAGGCAGAGACACUCCCUGUCCGGGACUCUUUAUACCGGCUGGAGAAGCGGCCAGGCCGGAGUGAGCCCAGUGCCUUCCUCAAGGGGCAUGGCAGCAAGAAAGAAAGCUCAGCAGUGCUGAGCCGGAUCCAGAAAAUUGAACAGGCCCUGAAGGAACAGCCAGGCCGGGGGCUCCCCCAGCUCCCCAGCAGCUGCUACAGUGUAGAUCGUGGGAGAAGGAAGACAGGAACCUUGGACACCUUGGAGGAACCAAUAGGGAGCGCGAGUGUGAGCUCUGGCACCUGGGCAGCAGGAGUGCCUGGAGUUGGGGGGGAGGCGGGCCUGCCCCUGGAGAGGGAAGGCAGUGGUUCCUUGAAGCCAGGGACCCCUGGAAAUAAUCCUGACUCCCAGCUGCUGCCAUCAAAGAGCUCCCCUGAUCCCGCUGUGAACCCUGUCCCCAAACCCAAGCGCACCUUUGAAUAUGAGGCUGACAAGAACCCCAAGAGUAAGCCAAGCAAUGGUCUACCUCCUUCGCCCACACCUGCUGCUCCACCCCCCUUGCCCUCCACCCCAGCCCCACCAGUCACCCGGAGACCCAAGAAGGACAUGCGUAGUCAUCGCAAGUCCCAGAGCAGAAAAUCCUUUGAGUUUGAGGAUGCAUCCAGUCUCCAGUCCCUAUACCCCUCUUCUCCCACUGAGAAUGGUACUGAGAGCCAACCCAAGUUUGGAUCCAAAAGCACUUUAGAAGAGAAUGCCUAUGAAGAUAUUGUGGGCUGGGCAACAGUAAGGAACAGAGGGCACCUACCAGGAUGGAGGUUGCAGCAGGAAGCAAAGCAGCCAAGAGGAGAGCUGCCCAAGGAGAAUCCAUAUGAGGAUGUGGACUUAAAGAGCCGAAGAGCUGGAAGAAAAUCUCAGCAACUGUCUGAGAACUCCUUGGACUCUCUGCACAGGAUGUGGAGUCCUCAGGACAGGAAGUACAACAGCCCACCCAUGCAGCUCUCCCUGAAACCCAGUAGCCAGUCCCUGCGCAGUGGGAACUGGUCAGAAAGGAAGAGCCACCGGCUGCCACGAUUACCCAAGAGGCAUAGCCAUGACGACAUGCUGCUGCUGGCUCAGUUGAGCCUGCCAUCUUCACCCUCCAGCCUCAACGAGGACAGCCUCAGCACCACAAGUGAGCUGCUCUCCAGCCGCAGGGCUCGCCGCAUUCCCAAGCUUGUCCAAAGAAUUAACUCCAUCUACAAUGCCAAGAGGGGAAAGAAGAGGUUAAAAAAGCUGUCUAUGUCCAGCCUUGAGACAGCAUCACUGAGAGAUGAGAAUAGUGAGAGUGAGAGCGACUCUGACGACAGGUUCAAAGCCCACACACAGCGUCUGGUCCACAUCCAGUCGAUGCUGAAGCGUGCACCCAGCUAUCGGACCUUGGAGUUGGAGCUGCUUGAGUGGCAGGAGCGGGAGCUCUUUGAAUACUUUGUGGUAGUAUCCCUCAAGAAGAAGCCAUCCCGAAACACCUACCUCCCUGAAGUCUCCUACCAGUUUCCCAAGCUGGACCGACCCACUAAGCAGAUGCGGGAGGCAGAGGAAAGGCUUAAAGCCAUUCCCCAGUUUUGUUUCCCAGAUGCCAAGGACUGGAUUCCUGUGUCAGAAUACAGCAGUGAGACCUUUUCUUUUAUGCUGACUGGGGAAGAUGGCAGCAGACGCUUUGGCUACUGCAGGCGCUUACUGCCAAGUGGGAAAGGGCCUCGGUUGCCAGAGGUGUACUGUGUCAUCAGCCGCCUUGGCUGCUUCGGCUUGUUUUCCAAGGUCCUAGAUGAGGUGGAACGCCGGCGUGGGAUCUCGGCUGCAUUGGUCUAUCCCUUCAUGAGAAGUCUCAUGGAGUCGCCCUUUCCAGCCCCAGGGAAGACCAUCAAAGUGAAGACAUUUCUGCCAGGCGCUGGCAAUGAGGUGUUAGAGCUGCGGCGGCCCAUGGACUCCCGGCUGGAGCAUGUGGACUUUGAGUGCCUUUUUACCUGCCUCAGUGUGCGCCAGCUUAUCCGAAUCUUUGCCUCAUUGCUGCUGGAGCGCCGGGUCAUUUUUGUAGCAGAUAAGCUCAGUACCCUGUCCAGCUGUUCCCAUGCGGUGGUGGCCUUGCUCUACCCCUUCUCCUGGCAGCACACCUUCAUUCCUGUCCUCCCGGCCUCCAUGAUUGACAUCGUCUGCUGUCCCACCCCCUUCCUGGUUGGCCUGCUCUCCAGCUCCCUCCCCAAACUGAAGGAGCUGCCUGUGGAGGAGGCACUGAUGGUGAAUCUGGGAUCUGACCGGUUCAUCCGACAGAUGGAUGAUGAAGACACGUUGUUACCUAGGAAGUUACAAGCAGCUCUGGAGCAGGCUCUAGAGCGGAAGAAUGAACUCAUCUCCCAGGACUCAGACAGUGACUCCGAUGAUGAAUGUAAUACCCUCAAUGGGCUUGUGUCAGAGGUGUUUAUCCGGUUCUUUGUGGAAACUAUUGGGCACUACUCCCUCUUUCUGACCCAGAGUGAGAAAGGGGAGAGGGCCUUUCAGCGUGAGGCCUUCCGCAAGUCUGUAGCCUCCAAAAGCAUCCGCCGGUUUCUCGAAGUUUUUAUGGAGUCUCAAAUGUUUGCUGGCUUCAUCCAAGACAGGGAGCUAAGGAAAUGUCGGGCAAAGGGUCUCUUUGAGCAGCGAGUAGAACAGUACUUAGAGGAGCUCCCUGAUACUGAGCAAAGUGGAAUGAAUAAGUUUCUCCGAGGUUUGGGCAACAAAAUGAAGUUUCUUCAUAAAAAGAAUUAAACCCCUUUUCCAGUAGCAGAGUCCAAUGCCUUGCAGAACCUGGAGCCUAGGGAGAGGGCCCAGCCUGGGACUUUCUGGGCUACUGCGUCUGCUCUGCUCCCACAGACCCACCUCCAAGCCAGCCCACCUGUGCCUUCACCAUAUCCCAGGAUACUGUUUGUAAAUAAUCUGCUGUAAGCUUUCUUUUAACUGUUUUUGUAACAAGCAAAGAGAAUCUGAUAAAUAUUUGUAUAUUCCCAAGUGGCCGGGUGCUUUCCUGCCCUGUCUGAGCAUGGAUGGAGUUUUGCUGGGUGCUGGUGACUGGCCAAUUAUGUGCAGCUGACUGUCUCAGCCAAACCACUGAUCUUCCCUGGAGGCUUUUGGCCUGCCUGCCUGGGGCCCCUGCUGCCAGUCUUGGGCUCUGGAGAGCGAGUGCUAUCUUGUUAUGAUGUACAGGAGGACUUUUUUUUUUUUUUUGUAAUCUUAGAGUUUUAUAUUUUUUUCUAGUAGUCCCCCUCCCCUAAGCCUCUGUUUUUGAAAGGCAAAGGCCAUUCAUUUUCCAUUUGCAACAUGGCAUCAGGCUCUUGGGCCUGGUUCUCUCUUGUUCCUCCUCCCCUCAGAGAUGGUCAGUGAGUCGUGGGAAGCCCAGCCCCCAGCUCUGCCUGUGCUCUCUGGGCCUGGCUCCCAGUCAGUGGUGGCCAUGAUGCGGUACAGGGCAUCCCUCCUUCCCACCAUCUACAGGUGUUCUCAAUAAACAAUGUACAGUCA